Arabidopsis thaliana (thale cress) is the source of this 422-nucleotide messenger RNA. RefSeq names its product Defensin-like (DEFL) family protein. NCBI's taxonomy places the organism in Eukaryota, Viridiplantae, Streptophyta, Magnoliopsida, Brassicales, Brassicaceae. The record is from RefSeq and is marked reviewed. Gene Ontology annotation, cellular component: extracellular region. The transcript has 2 exons. Bases 28 to 288 code for a protein of 86 amino acids.
AUAUUGCUAAAAAAAAAGUUACAAUAAAUGAAAAUGGCUAAAUCUGCAAAUGAGAUUGGUUUCAUCACUUGCCUGGUAGUUUUCUUAGUGUUAACAGGACAAUCGAAUGGAAUGUCGAAUGGAAUGCCUCGGACGGUGCCAUGCAUAGAAGGUCGAAUCUUAUGGAAUAGGACUCUUCCUUGUAGUUCCAUACUGUGUGGAGAUCAUUGCGUUCCACACGGUUAUAGAGCCGGCACAUGUGACAUUGUCAACGAUAGGGCAAUAUGCAAAUGUUCUCGUUGCAGAUGAUCCGACUCCUACGAAGAAUACUAUUAUUUCCUAUUAUCAUCCAUCAAUAAUUAAAAUGUCAAAACGACUUUGUAAUAAUGUGCAACAAUAUCUAUCAUUAUAAUCAUCCAAUAAUAAUUAAAAGUCAAAAAGUC